Carica papaya (papaya) is the source of this 1413-nucleotide messenger RNA. Its product is annotated as B3 domain-containing protein Os01g0234100-like. NCBI's taxonomy places the organism in Eukaryota, Viridiplantae, Streptophyta, Magnoliopsida, Brassicales, Caricaceae. Gene Ontology annotation, molecular function: DNA binding. The record is from RefSeq and is a predicted model, not a curated record.
AUGGCUAUUGCUCAGAAACAGCUAGAGAGAAAAGAUAAGGGAGGAAGGCCGCGGAAAAGGGAGGAGGAAUCAUCUGGUUUCAACCAAAUGAUGAACAAGAAAGUAAAAUAUAAUCCGGAGAAGGCCGCAGGUCCAAAGCGAAAGAGAGCCACAGAAGAUGACUUGUACGAUAGCUAUGAAAUUAAAUACAACGUAAUGGAGCGAGCAAAGGAAGUUCAAGCUAAUUUAUCAUGUGAAUUCCCUUCAAUGAUUAAGUGUAUGCUUCCAUCACAUGUUACUGGAGGAUUUUGGCUGGGUCUUUCUAAGCAAUUUUGCAGCAAUCAUUUGCCAAAGCAGGAUAAGAUUAUCAUUCUAGAAGAUGAAAGUGGGGAAAAGUUCGAAACGAAGUUUCUUGUUGACAAAGUUGGCCUGAGUGGUGGAUGGAGAGGGUUCUCCAUGGCACACAGACUAGUGGAAGGAGAUGUCUUAGUUUUUCAUUUGGUCGAAUCCUGCAAAUUUAAGGUAUAUAUUGUGAGAUCAAAUGGUACAGAUGAAGUUGAUGGUGCCCUUGGACUUCUUAAACUAGAUGCUUGUAGUAGAGAAACCGAUUUUGUGAAGGAUAUUGGAAUAUGUGUAAGGGAGGUUAAGCCUUUGAAGCUAGAGGAUGUGUCCGAAGAAAAUGUUCGAAACAAUAGCCUAAUGUUCUGUGAUACUAAACCAAUACCUGAGCCACAACAUCCUCGGAGCAAGAAUCUUGAACCUGAAGUUCAGGAUGGAAUCAGAUUAUCUGACUCUUUUAUUGAGUUUAAACAAGUGAAAAGCUUCAAAGAUUUCUCCAUCUGUGUAAAUGGUUUGAUUAUAAACUCCAUGUUCUCCAAACAUCUUCUAGUGAAAUACUACGAGCUUUGUUGCAGCCAAAAGUCAUUCCUUCAUGACCAUCUUCUCGAGGGUCUUAACUGCGGAUUAAUUACUGGAAUUAUCACCGAGACAAUCAACAUUGCAGAUGCAAUAAGAGCUUCCAAGCUCACUACCUCCCAAGAAGAUUUUUUUAUUUGGGAAAAAACUUUGAAAGCCUUUGGAGACUUAGGCAUGAAUGUUGGCUUCUUGCACGUGCGGCUAUAUGAACUUUUGCGCCUUGCAUUGAAGUCGAACAGGUAUAAAGCUGCUAGGCUUGAAUGGAAUCAGGCUGCGGAGGAGAAGAGAGUUAUAGAAGCAAAAAUAGUGGAACUAAACAUGACAAUGCAUAGGCUAGAUACUGAGAUUAAGUCCCUUGCAAGAAAUGAUCACGAGCUCGAGCUUAAGUUCCAGGAAGUUGCAAAUGCACCCUGGUGAAGAGAUAAUAUAUUUUGCAAGUGAUUCUUAGAUUUUGUUUUGAAUCAGAAACUACGAGAUGUGGGGGAUUUUUUGGCCUCGGGGAAUCGCUGUUGUUUUAGA